Molecule: messenger RNA, 2741 nt
Organism: Notolabrus celidotus (New Zealand spotty)
Lineage: Eukaryota; Metazoa; Chordata; Actinopteri; Labriformes; Labridae
Product: zinc finger protein 774
Exons: 2
Coding region: 210-1307 (365 amino acids)
Biological process (GO): regulation of transcription by RNA polymerase II
Molecular function (GO): RNA polymerase II cis-regulatory region sequence-specific DNA binding; DNA-binding transcription factor activity, RNA polymerase II-specific
Source: RefSeq, a predicted model, not a curated record
AUCUGACAGUUGCAUCCAGGAAAAGCAGACAGAUGAAAGCGAUCUACAGACAGCCAUCCCGUUGAUAUCUGUCUGUGUUAACAUGUUUAACAGCGCUUCAAGACUUAAGAUGAUGCACAUUUCUUUAUGCGUAAUGAUGAUUACGCAUACCCCGUGACGUGUCCUGGGAUGAAAACCCCACCCCCCACCCUCUGGUAGCAGAAAACACCAUGUUGGAUAAAAACAGUGAUAAUGGACAGCAGACUGCACAGUGCUCAGACUGUGGGAGUAGUUUCAACCUGCCACACCCUGUCUCUGACCCCGAUUCAACCGACGCUGCAGGCUCUCCUGAACAGCAUGCGCACACAGCAGACAAUUCUUCAAAGUGUCCAUCCUGCCAGGCAGGCAGCAGCAGCAGCAGCAGCAGUGUCCCCAAUGGUCGACGCCCACACCGGCGCAUCCGGCUGGACCCUCACACCUGCAGCCUCUGCUCCAAAACCUUCAUCUCCUCUGCUCACCUGACUCUUCACCUCACCACUCACAAUAAAGAGAGGAAGUUUAGAUGUAGCACCUGUGGCAAGUACUUCCAUCAGUCAUCCCAUCUGAUGGCACAUAAGUUAAUCCACAGCGGGGACAGGCCAUUUAAAUGCCCAGAAUGUGGGAAAACCUUCGGUCGUGCCUCACAUCUGAAGACACACCGUCGGCUCCACACAGGCGAGAAACCCUUCAAAUGCACCUACUGUGAAAAGUCUUUCACACAGAAGGCCGGGCUACUUGCACAUGUGCGUCUGCACACAGGAGAACGUCCAUUCAAGUGUGAGCAGUGUGGGGAGGGUUUUCGUUCUUUGUCAGCCCUGAUCUCUCACAAGGCCCAAGAGGCGUCCGGGCAGGCCAAACCAGCAUCGGCAUCAGCAUCAGUAUCAGCACCAACACCAACACCAGCAACAGCAUCAGCGCCAGUGCUCAGCCAGCCUCAGAAGCCGCCAAGUAGUAGUUUAGUGGAUCUGAAGUGUGGCGUCUGUUGCCGCACCUUUGUACGCUCAUCAUACAUAAGGCUGCACAUUCGCCUCAACAAAGGACAGAGGCCUUAUCAUUGCAAAGUGUGCAACAAAACCUUUGUCAAGCUGGAUACGUUUGUGAACCACUGUGAUAAACACUUAAGGCAGAAAAGGGACAAAAACAAAGAGGUUAAAGACAAAGUAGUGAAACCUCCCCUGUUUGUCCCGCUCUCUAGGCCUCCUUCUCCGGAGUCCUUACCCACUCAGCCUCUGUCCUCAGAGGUCAACACUCGCUCCAGAACAAAAGCAAAGAUUAAAACAGAGCCAUGAGCAAAAGGACUGGCCCUUCACUGAGAAAUAAGUUUACCAACAAUAACAACUGUGGGAGAGUUAUGCUGUGUCAUGUUUAAUGUCUUUUUAAGAAUGGUUCCAUAGUAAAAUGUGUCACAUGUUUACAAAUGAUGGGAGAAAGGGACAAACAGCUCAUUUAUAGUUGAAUGAUUCAUAAUUCUCUACUUCUCUAAGUUUUAUUAUAAAUGUUAUUUAUCUUUAAUAAGAGCAGUACAAUUUUGCAUUUUAAUGUAUAUUUAAUUUAUUUAAUUCCAAUUAACAGGGUUAAGUCUCUCUAAUGUAAAUUGUUGGUUGAAAUAUUAAGUCAAAUAAUCCCAAACCAUUCUAAUUAAUAGUUAUGUUGACUCCAUACAAUGUAUAGCACUUUUACAAAGUACUGUGGAAAUGAAUUGCUUAUUGUAAAACAAUAUGCAAAGAGUGAAAAUUAACAAUGACACAGUGCGGAGGAUAUAUAUUAUGUUGCACUUUGAGACAUCUGUUAUAAUCAGUCUGCAAAUAUCAAGUCAUGCUUUCUCUUGACUGCUGGCUCAGUUGGCAUUUCUGUCAAGGUUACAAUAAUGUCCCAUGAAUCAUUGUUAGCAUGCAACUUCUUCUUCUUGUAACCUGGUUCAUGGUGUGCUAAUCACCUGGGCCUGUAGUUAUGAGGCUUAACUCUAGAGGUCAAUAUGUCCUGCUGUCCUUCCGUUUGACUGUCACAUUCACACUUACAUGACAGCUACGCUUUAUUCCAGGUCAGCAGUAGAUCACAGCUGAUACCUCACUAACCCAGACCCCCCCGCAGGAAAUGCGUCACUCUGGAUGUCCAUUGCAGAAGCUGUCAUCUCCACAUGGGGAAAGUCUUAGUCCCAACAUAUGGUCAGAAAAAAAUAACAACAACUAAAGAACUGUAAGGACGGAAACAUCAAGUCACCCUUUGGGAGACAGAUAUAUGUUAUAGAGUCCCCUUGCAAGAGUCAAGAAUGAGUAAAAGAUGAUUAAAAAGUGGAACUUAUGUCUGUGAAACACUCUAAUUAUACAGCCUGAUGUAAAGUAAUGAUGUUUGCCUUGCAGUUUUCUGUUGCCUCUGUGCUGCUUUUUAUGUUCCAGUGCAGGCUAACAGUCAUGUGGCGUCUCCAGACAGGGUUCCUGCGCAGGACAAUGCUUCCACUGAUGGUGUCCCCUUCAUACACACUUUCUUGUUUGUCAAGCAUGAAGAGAGAGUCUACUUCCAGUGUGUCGGCCUGAAGAGAAAUUUGAAGAUAUUGUCGUGUUUGCAAUUGUUUUCUUCUUCAGACACUAAAAGACAUUUGCUCUGUGUAUAUGGAAUCAAGCUUUGAUUAUUUUAAUGUUGUUUUACGGUAAGUGACAUUGCUGAAAGAGCAAAGGAGCACUUCUGUCAGUGAAUAAACUAUCCUUAAUUUAUGUUGUAAAUGA